Molecule: messenger RNA, 3357 nt
Organism: Necator americanus (New World hookworm)
Lineage: Eukaryota; Metazoa; Nematoda; Chromadorea; Rhabditida; Ancylostomatidae
Exons: 31
Coding region: 1-3357 (1118 amino acids)
Biological process (GO): negative regulation of actin filament polymerization
Cellular component (GO): cytoplasm; cytoskeleton
Molecular function (GO): protein binding
Source: RefSeq, a predicted model, not a curated record
AUGGAUGGUGGUGGACGAAUGGCCGCCAGUCAGCAACCGGUUGGUUGGGUGGCUGGCGAUUCAUCUGUCACCAUCAAUCGCCUGUCGUUCCGCGUCUUGUGUCCGUGCUGUGUGGUAUUGAUCGAGAUCAUCGCUGUGUUCCUAUUCGAUGGUUUCGUAGGAAUCGCUUCUGUUCGUGGCUUUUUCGCAGGAUAUCAUCCCGGCUAUCCUUUAUUGGUAAAUCGAACGUACCAUGACAACGCGACAGCAGCCUACGCUGAAGAUGUCCGUAAAGGUGGACAAAAUCGAACACCAACGUUAAGUCGCAAACACGGUGAACGAGCGUUGAUGAGCCCAUUGGACAGCAUAUUCAGUGAUUCUUUGGAGAACAUCCUCAGCGAUUUCGAUGAUGCUCUUGGUGCUACUCAUUCGUCAAAAGUGAAUCGUACACUACCACGCGACCACGAUACCGUACCCAGCGGGCGACGGAUGCAAAAUGGUUACGCUUCCGACUACACAGGGUACUACAGUUCACCAGUUGGCUUAGGUCCUGAUCGACGAGCAGACUCGAAUGCUAUGUUAGCUUCACGUCCGUUCGCUCUUGAUUUGAGCGCACCGCCCAAACCACCACAUAGAUCCACCGCGAAUGGACGAGCCACUCCCUCGAAGCAAUCAACAUCAGCUUAUACCGCUCUUGGUCGCACGAUCACUGAAAUCAAGGCUCGAAACACCGAAUCCCCGUUUCCCGAUCGAGAACUGCAUUCACGGAUGGGAUCCCGUGUUGGGACCCCGAUUGAUUUGGGUGUUCCCGCAUACAACGGGAACAACACCCUAACCCGGCCACGUACACCGCAUCGAUUGGAGGCGGAAAAGGACCAGAAGUUCGUUUCCGAAUCGUCUUUGGAGCGAUCGUACCAACCUCCGAGCACUCACAACAGCAAUAGUUGGCGUCGAAUUCCCGUCGAGGAGAGACCACAGGCACAUGAACCUCGACUGAAUGCGAACGGUCGCACCACGGAAUUUGCUAGUCUCAGACGUGGCAGAGAGUAUGCGGUGUCAGACACACAAAACGCGCACCGAGUACGGUAUUAUUCAGCGUCACCAAAAAUGCCAAGGAAAUUACAAGCGGUUCCACCUCUACCAUCUGCAUCACAAUUUACGUACACACAUAAUAACGGGAACACAAUGCUUGCGAAAACGCAGGGGACCUCAAUGUCACCACGACCGGGAGAUGAGAAGCUAUUCAUUCCCAAACAGAUGACUACCGUUGGUGUUUGCACUGGUCCGCUACCGCCGGCGAAACCGUGUGUCGAAUGUGGACCGUUACGGAAAGAAGUGCAAGAAUUGUUGAAAAGAUUAGCAGUAGCUGAAGCAAAGCCUGUUCUCGUAUCGAUUGGAACUGGGACAGAGGAGAUCAAAAGAGUAGACGUAGCGGUGGGCGAUCCAACGCUAUGGUACACAAUCGGAACAGAGACGGAACGUUACGAAACGGUUGAACGUGGAGCGGACGCAAUGCAUAUCAACAUUAAUAGUGCGGAGUGCCAAACCAGUCCUACUACUAUGGCCGAAGUGGGCGUGACUGUCGAACCAAAUGUAGUGAACAUUGAUUCACAGACUGAGGAUCAAGCUAAGAUACAUCUCGGUGUUAAUACGGAUCAAGACGAGAUCCCUAAAAUUGCUGUAAGCGUGGAUCAAGAGACCAUGACAACUCGUACCUACUACCGUAAUAUUCCCAGUCAAACGGAUACGUUAGCGGAAGAGGAGGCUCAAGAAGUGAUUGUACCCGCUGAUCUUUGUGCUAUAGCCGCGUCUAGCGACGCCGAAUGUCAGACGGAAACAGUUCUUACUGCAGAUUCCAACGGGGAGUCGAUAGCAUCUGAUGAUAUGGUUGGAGAUUUAUCCGUUUCGGAAUGUGCACGAUGCAAACAACGUGAGGAGACGUUCACUCGAAACGUGGGCGUUGGCGCGUGUUCGGUUUCAGAUAAGGUAUGCAUAGAAUGUGACAAAGCGACUCCUGACGAGGUGGAUGAGAACGAUGCACCAGGUUUUAAGCCCGACAGCGACCAGUUGCGCUCGAAAGAAUUCGAUUUGGCACGAGCGGCUGCUGUGAAGAAGCUGCUCACAUGUGAACAAAAGCAACCAUUUGUGAGAGGAACGGCAGUGUCAAGAAGCGCACGCAUUGAGAGGAAGAAGGGCGACGAUCUGGAGUACAUUGCUGACAAGAAUAAGUCAAUAGUUGCUUCACAAAGUGCUCCAGCCACAACCCCAUCGGGAGAGACAGCAGACGCAUUGAAGAACAAAGUUGUUCUGAAAAAGGAAGUUCCCUUACCACCGUCCAACUUGCCAGAUCCAAUACCGGCAAGAAUACCUCGUCCAAAAAUUAGCAAAUAUGCUUUGCCUGCAGAAAGUGCGGAAACACCGGACGAAGAAGAAGAAGCAGCGGAUCGUCUGACACCGUUGCGAAGUGAAUUGAGAAGUCUUGGAAGGUGGCCUCGAAAUAACGCGCAAGUACCGUAUUCUCCAUAUAAGAAUGGAAGUGAGUCUGACGAAGAUUCAGACGAUUCCGAAGGCAGUUAUGAUACGCAUGAAGACGGUGUCGAUCAUGAAGAAUCUCCGUACGAGAUCUCAAGUCCAAUGCGUGAAGCGAUGGAGAGUCUUAACUCACAUUUGAUCCAACCCGGUACAAUAACCCCGGAAACAGCGGACUGGGCACUAAAAUAUGUCCAGCAUGAAUGGCUGAAAUGUGCUGCACGCAAAGGGAGUCAAGCAGCUGCAGUUGACGUACUCAUUGAACAACUCAGAGAACUCUCGUCAGCUCUUCUCAAAGUUGUCGUCAACAUUACUGAUCAGAACGGCAACACAGCGCUACAUUAUGCCGUGUCGCAUGGAAAUUUCGCUGUCGUAUCGUCGCUACUCGAUUCGGGCGAAUGUCAGCUGAAUCUGGCGAAUCGUGCUGGCUAUUCGGCUGUGAUGCUGGCGGCGCUCAGCUCAUUGGAGAACGACGUCGAGAAAGCGGUCGUUCAACGACUAUUCCAACUCGGCAACGUGAACGCACGUGCAACACAACACGGUCAAACCGCACUUAUGCUUUCGGUAUCGCACGGGAAGAAGAACACCACUGAGUUAUUGUUAGCGUGUGGUGCUCAAGUGAAUUUACAGGAUGAGGAAGGUUCGACCGCAUUGAUGUGCGCUGCUGAACACGGACAUAAGGAUAUCGUUAAGCUGCUCUUAGCUCAACCAGGCAUCGACGCUGCGCUUACCGACUGUGACAGCUCAACAGCGCUUUCCAUUGCUGUCGAAAAUGGUCACCGGGACAUUGGCGUGUUGAUCUACGCUCAUCUCAACUAUAGUCGAGCGGACUCUAUUGAAGAGAAAUGA